AUGACGGAUGCAGCACGGUGGAAGGCGACGGUCUACGUCGGAGGGUUGGCGCCUCUUGUGACCGUCACCAGCCUCCACGAUGCCUUUGUUCCCUUCGGGGAGAUUGCCGACGUGUCUCUCCCCAAGAAUGAGAAUCCAAACUCUACAGACAUACAUCGCGGCUUUGCCUAUGUCGAAUAUGAGGACGCCGACGACGCCAAAGAGGCCAUUGACAACAUGGAUCAGUCCGAGUUCUUCGGCCGGGUCAUCAAAGUCUCCGCCGCCAAGGCUCCCAAGAGCGCCGACGAAGGUCUCGGCAGCAAGAAAGCCGUCUGGGAGCAAGAAGGAUGGCUCGCCCAAAAUGUGGUUAGUGAAGAGGAUCGUCUGGCUGCUGACCAGGCCAAGACGGGAGGGGAUGCCCGUGGAGACGACCCAAUGCAAGGGCUGGAGGGAUUGGAUGUUGCUGGACCCAAACCUCAAUGA
Molecule: messenger RNA, 462 nt
Organism: Thyridium curvatum
Lineage: Eukaryota; Fungi; Ascomycota; Sordariomycetes; Thyridiales; Thyridiaceae
Exons: 2
Coding region: 1-462 (153 amino acids)
Molecular function (GO): RNA binding
Source: RefSeq, a predicted model, not a curated record